CCUCCCGACCGAGCUGUCUGCGCAUGCGCCGGUUUUCAGAGGCCGCGACCGAACCAGAGACCGGGAGAUCUCCCAGCCUGCCCCGCGGUCAGAGCCGGAUAAACAAAGGGGGCCCUCCCGGAGCACCAGACUGGUGAGAACGUCGCUGGGGCCCUUGUUUGGAAGACCUGAGGGGCCCUAAGAGUUCCCCCUGACCACCUCGCCCUGUGUGUGGCCCCUGGCUGAAGCAUUCGAGGGGCCCAAGGAGCAGCUCCGGGAUAACAUCACUCAGGGGCCCCUUGUGAAGACGUUUAGGGGCCCCCUGAAGACUCUCCUGUGUUGGAGCCAUUGUGUGGCCCCUGUGUGGACAUUGUUAGGGGCCCCCAAGGACCCCCGCGCUGCCCUGAGUCUAUUGAGGGGUCUCCGAAUUGGGAACCGCGAAGGGGCCCCUGGUAACGCCAUCAGAGAGGGGGGCCACAGGAGGUGAAGACGCUUGUGUGGGCCCCGCGGAGCCUUGGUUGUGGUGUGGGGCCCCUCCCCAUGGGAUGUGACCUUUAUAAAGGGGCCCUCAGAACCCUCCUUGUAUCCGGAGGACCCUUCGGGUCCAUGAGACUCCCCUCCCCCCGCUGAGAUUUGGGGGGGUUUUCCCGACGUCCUAUCAACGCGAAGCGAGGAUCCAAGAUGGCGUCCGCCGCCGCCGAGUCCAUGGGGGGCUCCAGUCCAGGAGCUGCCACCACCGUGAAGGGGAGCGUCGCGGGAGAAUCUGCAGGAACGAUGGCGAGCGCGUCGGGUCAGUUUGGCACUCAGACAAUGAAGAAGCUUGGCCAUCGGGGUGUGGACUCUACAGGGGAGACAACAUAUAAAAAGACGACGUCUUCUGCACUGAAAGGAGCCAUCCAGCUGGGGAUCACACACACGGUGGGCAGCCUGAGCACCAAACCCGAGAGAGACGUCCUAAUGCAAGACUUCUAUGUGGUAGAGAGUAUCUUCUUCCCUGCUGAGGGAAGUAAUCUCACCCCCGCCCAUCACUACAAUGACUUCCGAUUUAAGACGUACGCUCCGGUGGCGUUCCGCUACUUUCGGGAGCUCUUCGGCAUUCGGCCAGACGAUUAUUUGUAUUCUCUGUGUAACGAGUCCCUGAUAGAACUCUCCAAUUCUGGGGCCAGCGGGUCCCUCUUCUACGUGUCCGGGGAUGACGAGUUCAUUAUUAAGACGGUUCAACACAAGGAGGCUGAGUUCUUGCAGAAACUGCUGCCUGGAUAUUACAUGAACCUGAACCAGAACCCCCGCACCCUCCUGCCCAAGUUCUACGGACUGUACUGCGUCCAGGCGGGCGGGAAAAACAUCCGGAUUGUAGUUAUGAACAAUUUGCUGCCCAGGUCAGUGAAGAUGCACCUGAAGUACGACAUGAAGGGCUCCACCUACAAGCGACGCGCUUCGCCCAAAGAGCGGGAGAAAAGCUUCCCCACCUUCAAGGACUUGGACUUCAUGCAGGACCUGCCGGACGGGCUCUUCCUGGACCCGGACAUGCACAACGCCCUGUGCAAGACCAUCCAGAGGGACUGCCUGGUGCUGCAGAGCUUUAAGAUCAUGGACUACAGUUUACUGGUCGGCGUCCACAACAUGGACCACGCGCAGAGGGAGCACACCGUGACGGACGGCGCCGGCACGCACGGCGACUCCCGGAAACCCAUCACACAGAAGGCGCUCUACUCCACCGCCAUGGAGUCCAUCCAGGGGGAGGCGCGGCGAGGGGGCCCCAUCGAGACAGACGAUCAGAUGGGCGGUAUCCCGGCCCGCAAUACCAGGGGAGAGCGCCUCCUGCUGUAUAUCGGAGUCAUUGACAUUCUACAGUCCUACAGGUUCAUCAAGAGGCUGGAACACUCCUGGAAAGCUCUCGUCCACGAUGGGGACACGGUUUCGGUUCACAGGCCCGGGUUUUACGCGGAGCGGUUCCAGAAGUUCAUGUGCGGCACGGUCUUUAAGAAAGUCCCACUGAAAACUUCGCCCUCUAAGAAGAGCCGGACAGUGCCGGGGGGCGUGGCGCGCCGAGGGACUCAGGCCCUGGUCCCCACCCAGCUGCAGCUGGCCGAUGAAAACAGGCAGUACCUGAAUACAGAGGCGGAGUCAGACCAAGGCGCUCUGUACGGUCGGCCGGAUGUCUUGCCUCGGACUCCCCCCGUAGAUGAAGCGGCGAGCGACUCCCUGGCGACCACCCUGUCCACGUCCUCACUGGGCAGCGGAGGGCUGAACUCUCCUGCACACAGGUCAGUGGGGGUGGAAGUGCACAAAGCUGAAGCCACAGAGCAAGAAAUGUACAUGAGGGAGAGGCUGGAGAUGGGGAAGACUGGAGAGGAGGAAGAGGAAGAAGAUGAUGGAAUUCUGGACCCCAAUCAGAUAGAGACGGAGAUCAGCUUUUGAAUCGGGGGAUCGGCAGUUUCCAGACGACUUUUUUUUUUCACCGGUGGACCGUUGGAGCCUCCCACAGCCGCUGACCAGUCCGCGCCGCUGAGCUUAACGUCCAGAACCGUGACCUGCGCUGUUGUGCGUGUGGAUGGGGGGGAGGGGCCCGGCGCUCUUCUCCCCACCCCUUUACACUGACAAGGACGCUCUGCCACCACCAUGCCCAUGGUGAAUGUUACAAUGGGGGGGGGGAGGGGGGAAGUUGCCUCCUCUUCUGAUUUAUGCCUUACCUUUUCACGAGGAGCCGCCCCCCUUGCUCUCCCCUCCCCCUCCCCACCCCCUUUAUUUUUUUUUCUGGAUUCACGUUUCCUAUUUAAUAUAUCUAUUUUUUUGAAGUAGCCGGUUAUAGAACUUUGUGCUGUUGAUGCUGCGUUGAGUAAACUCGGACCAAAAAAAAACAGAGAAAGCAUUUGCUGCCUAAUUUUGGGGCUCACCACCCCUCCCCCCCCUUGCCCCCCCAAUCCUUGAGUGUGACAAGCUGUGACCUCAUUAUACAGUGUGUGGCCAUUACCUCCUCCUCCUCCAAUCGAUCGUUACCGUGGAGCCGGUGUAACCGAACCCCCCCCCCCUCUCCGCUGUGUGCCAACUCUUCUUCUGCCUACGGCGUCCUCCCCGGAAUCCGGAGCCGUCACCUUCUUUUAUUUGUGGUUUAUUUUAAGAAUUGCUAUAAUUUGGCCCCUCCCCUGCCCAUUUCAGCCCCUCCUCUGCUCAUCUCAUCUCCCCACCUCCACGGGGCUUCCCAAAGUUUAAACCUUUCGUUUCUGAGGUUGUGUUUGGGUUUUUUAUUUAAU
This is a messenger RNA of Rana temporaria (common frog), 3233 nucleotides long. It is a transcript of the gene PIP5K1A, whose product is annotated as phosphatidylinositol-4-phosphate 5-kinase type 1 alpha. Gene Ontology annotation, biological process: phosphatidylinositol metabolic process. The record is from RefSeq and is a predicted model, not a curated record. Bases 661 to 2400 code for a protein of 579 amino acids. Gene Ontology annotation, molecular function: phosphatidylinositol kinase activity. The transcript has 16 exons. Lineage: Eukaryota; Metazoa; Chordata; Amphibia; Anura; Ranidae.